AUGGGUGAAUGUCGCCUUGCAGAGAAGGGUGGAUAUGAGAUAGAAUGCCACAACGACCAAGAAGAAGAGAUGGUCGUCGAUCCCAUCGAGAUUGAACCUGAAAGUCGUCAAACACCCGUGGGCAACAGUGUCGAUUGUCGCCGAGUUUUGACAGCGAUGAACAUAUUCGGAGAUCCCGAGGUGCUUCUGGUUCGAGACUUUUUGGAUGCAGCCGAGAUUCAACAUUUGAUCGACUUCGCCGAAUCUGGCUGGGAACCUUCAGAGGUGGGACAAGGAGUCUAUCGUACAAAGUACGAAGGGCAGGAUUUGGCGAACCAGGUCUCUGAGAUACGAACGUCUUACUCUUGCCUUAUAGAACCAGGGCAGAGUGAAAUCAUCACAGCGAUCGAAAAUCGGCUUGCUGCUCUCGCGGGCAUGGACAUCAAGUUCUUGGAGCCCCUCAACAUGGUCCGGUAUUUGCCGGGGCAGUAUUUCAACGAGCAUCAUGAUGGACGGUUUCGUCCGAAGACAAUCUUCCUUUAUUUGAAUGAUAUCGCACCCGGCGACGGCGGUGAGACGAUGUUUCCGGAGCUGCGGCUGAAGAUCGUGCCUCGCCGGGGCUGCGCAGUCAUGUGGAGCAAUGUGCUGGGUCCUCAACAAGAGGACAAGCGAAUGGUGCACCAGGGGCUACCACCAACAACCGGUACGAAGUACGGUGUCAACUGUUUCUUCAAUGACAAGCCUAUGCGGCGGUUCGUUUGCGAAGGCUCAGACUCUGUGCCUACGAGUCCUCGCAUCAACGGCAGUGGACCGGAGACCUUCCUGGACCCUCUGCUUCUGCAGCAGUCAGUGGAGCGUCCAGCCGAGAAUCCGCAACUCAAGCCGGGAGGACGUUGCUUUCGAAGGCUUCGAGUGUCUAAAGAGCCUGCAUUAUGGGUCGUGCCGGACCUUGUUUCUGGACGGGAAGCCAGUCUGCUUAUGGAUGUAGUCGACAAGCAGCAAGGGCGCAUUCCGCCGAACAGCCCACGUGAAAAAGGGUCGGAUGGGGAGGUGGAAGAGCUGCUCGCAGACCUGCAAGAACGCUUGCGAGCAGCUGCAGGAUCUGCAUCUCAGCUGGAGUUGCUGGAGCUUCGUCGACUUGCGCCAUCAAAACAGGCCAGUGCCGGAGCGCCGGUCAUUACCGCUCCCAGCACUCCCGCACACGCUGAAAACUUCCGGGCGGUCUACCUCUUCCUCAACGUUCAGACAUCCCAGAUGGAGGUGGUGGAGAGUUGCAUUUUCCGCAGAGCGGCUGAUAUCGUGAUGCUGAGGUCCGUGCAAGGCGUGGCUUUGCGGUCGUCUGGAACUGCGGCCAGGAAAUUGGCCAAGACCAUCUCGGUCUACCUCCGCAGACAUGUGAGCUCCGAUGCAGGUGAGGCUGCGACGCGAAAGGAAGAUGAUAUCUUUGCAGAGCCCAAGGCUGGUAGCGCAGGGCAUGCGCUUUCUGUGCCGUGGCGCAAGAUGACCAGCCAAUCAGAAGGUUUUGACAAUGGACGCGAUGCAGCCUGCCGGCAGUUUGCCGAAAUGGGCGCUGUUCACUGCAGCUGCGUGCAGCGAGAGGCCGAGUGUGACUCAGUGAGCCCAGGAGUAAUCACAGUCUACGACGACGGGUUGCCCAAUGAACGCAAGAGUUUCCAUGCUGAAGCAUUGGAGCAGUCUCCGGAAGAAUCUCGGAGAUGGGAAUCCGAUGCCACAUUGCCUGGCACAUUUUGUGCUCGCACCGAAGUGGAGCAGGCAGUGGAAGACACAGCGAAGCACAACAAGAGUGAGGCAACAGGGAAGGCAACCGAGAAACUGGAGGCUCCAGGGUCACUGACUGCCCAUGCCGACCAAGCAAGUGAAGGUACUUUUCCUGACGAGGAUCCUCCCCUGCCUCCGCCAGCCACUCCACCGCGAGGGUCUAGCAAAAGCACGACCAAGUCCUUUCAGGAAGGUUCUAAGACGCAGCGGAUGCCGACCGUUGGCCCAAGCAGCGCGCUGCCUGGUCGUCGUCACGCUGUCCAGCUUGCAGCAUCACAUUUUGUUUUAAAAACGCCCUUGCGUGGGCCCUAUCCCGAAGGGAUGCAGAAAUUUGUUUUUGCAUGUGGGUGUUUCUGGCAAGCAGAGCGGGGUGCCUGGCGACUCCCCGGCGUGUAUAGCACAUCUGCUGGCUAUGCUGCUGGAUAUACACCGAACCCUACCUACGAUGAAGUCUGCAGUGAGGGCACAGGGGCUGCCCAGGCCGUGCAAGUGGUCUUCGAUCCAGGUAUCAUCAGCUUGAUCGAUCUGCUGCGAUGGUUCUGGGAGUCACACGAUCCCAGGGCAUGCCAUGGACAUGCGUUAGCAAAUGGGCCUCGGUUCCGUAGUGGCCUGUACUAUUUCAACACGCAGCAAAAGGAGAUCAUGGAAAUUAGCCGGCAAGCGUACCAGGCGUUUCUGGAGCGUGCAGGAAACUAUUCAGGAUGCACGAUUGCAACUGAAAUCCUGGCUGCUUCCAGCUUUCACACGUUCCCGGGCGACGUUUUCUAUGUCGCUGAAGAAGAGCACCAGCAGUUUUUGGCGAAACCUGGUGGUGGGGAAGCUUUUCUAAGGAAAGCUGUGGGAGGCAGCUUGCAUCCGCUUGGUAUAUCUAUGCGAGAUUUAGGAGAUCUGGCCCUGCCGGAGAAGCACACGCCCAAACUCUCAGAGGAGUUUUGGAGGCGCGUAUGGCGGGACUUCGUUGAUUUCUGCUUCGGUCUGGCCAAGGGUGCAGCCCCCUCCCGAUCAUCUGACGGUGGCGCGGCAGACCCUGUGGAGAAGCUGUCGACAGAGAAGAAGGUGACUGACGACAAGGAGAAGGGGCCGCCGAGCAGUACUCCCCUGCCACAGACAUUCUCGGCUGCAAAGCUGAUGAUGCCACCUGUGCGGAAGAAGGUGGAGCCAGCAAGGAGGCCAUCCAUGCCAGCCUUGGAUCUUUCCAAGCUUGCGGCAGAAAAGGAGGCGCUUAUGAAACAGCGUGCAGCGGCAGAGACAAGCAGCAAGGCUGUUUCGGCUGCAUCCAGUGUAUCCAGUGUGGCGAAGCCAGUUGAAACCGAUUCUGCGGCAGCCGCUUCGACAGCUCCGCUGAGCGAGCCAAUUGUUGCAAGUUUGUUCGGAGAUCCGAAUGAGGAAUACGACCCUGCCAAACCGAAUGACUACGAUGAGUUUUGCAGAAGGAGGAUGCGCCAGAAAGCUGAAGAGGAAAUGGAAAAGCGCCGCCAAGCCGCGGCAGCCCGACAGCAGGCCAGCAAGGCACCCCAAGCAAAGGAGGAGGAUUUUGCCACGAAAAUGAUGAAGAAGAUGGGUUGGAAGGAUGGUGCUGGACUUGGAAAAGAAGGUCAGGGUAUGGUGAACCCGCUUGUCAUGCAAAAAACUGACCAAAAGACGGGUCGCAUCGUCGAGGGUGUGAAGCGCGAGGCGACGGCAGCGCCUGCAGGCCAGCCGGAGUCGAAGCAGGCCAAAGCGUCUCCGAAGCUGCCACCGACCCGCGUGCUUCUUCUGACCAACAUGGUCGGUGCUGGAGACGUGGAUGAGGACCUGCAGGAGGAGACGGCUGAGGAGGCCAGCAAGUAUGGCAAACUCAAGAAGUGUGUGAUAAAGGAGCUCAAAGGAAAACCGGAUGAUCAGGCAGUUCGCAUCUUCCUUGAAUACGAGGAUGUGGCGGCCGCCACGAAGGCUUUUACCGACAUGAAUGGGCGAUACUUCGGAGGGCGUGUCGUGAAGGCUCGCUUCUUUGAGGAGAACCUCUUCGCCCAGGCGCAGCUGUUGUGA
Molecule: messenger RNA, 3786 nt
Organism: Symbiodinium sp. CCMP2456
Lineage: Eukaryota; Dinophyceae; Suessiales; Symbiodiniaceae
Source: the annotation of a GenBank genome assembly